AUGAUUAGUCCUAAACUGAUUGAGUUGCAGCAUUUACAAUAUUUGGACCUUUCAUUGAUUUAUUUCAAUGGGAUCCAAAUUCCAGAUUUCAUUGGUUCUCUAACCAAUCUAAGGUACCUCAAUCUCAGUUUCUGUCAUUUCAUUGGUCCAAUUCCAAGUUCGUUUCGAAACCUCAAGCAAUUGCAAAAUCUCGACCUCGCCCAUAAUUGGAGGCUUCAAGCAGAAAAUCUCAAUUGGCUCCCUGCUCUUUCUUCUUUAACGUAUUUGGACCUUGCAUGGAUUGAUUUCAAUGGGAGUCGAAUUCCAGAUUUCAUUGGUUCUCUAACCAAUCUAAGAAACCUCAGUCUCAGUUCCUGUCAUUUCAUUGGUCCAAUUCCAAGUUCGUUUGAAAACCUCACGCAAUUGCAAAAUCUCGACCUCAGCAAUAAUCAGCUUCAACCAGAAAAUCUCAAUUGCCUCCCUGCUCUUUCUUCUUUAACGGAUUUGGACCUAAGCAGAAACUUCAAUGGGAGCCAAAUUCCUGAUUUCAUUGGUUCUCUAACCAAUCUAAGAAACCUCCGUCUCAGUUCCUGUAAUUUCAUUGGUCCAAUUCCAAGUUCGUUUGAAAACCUCACGCAAUUGCAAAAUCUCGACCUCAGCUAUAAUCUGCUUCAACCAGAAAAUCUCAAUUGGCUCCCUGCUCUUUCUUCUUUAACAGAUUUGGACCUAAGCAGAAACUUCAAUGGGAGCCAAAUUCCAGAUUUCAUUGGUUCUCUAACCAAUCUAAGAAACCUCCGUCUCAGUUCCUGUCAUUUCAUUGGUCAAAUUCCAAGUUCGUUUGGAAACCUCACUCAAUUGCAAUAUCUCUACCUCGAAGAUAAUCAGCUUCAACCACAAAAUCUCAAUUGGCUCCCUGCUCAUUCUUCUUUAACGUAUUUGGACCUAAGCAGAAACAAUCUCAGUACUGUUUUCGAUUGGCCAGAAGCAGUACUUAAUAAGCUCCCUAAACUAGUAGAGUUGGUCUUGUGGAACUGCAGUCUUCCUCCUCCUCCCACUCCAAUUCUUUCCACUACUCUUUACAAAACAAAUUCUUCUACAUCUCUUGCGUAUGUUGAUCUCUCUAACAACCAUCUCACUUCGUCAAUAUUUCUUUGGUUGUCCAACUACAGUACAAGCCUUGUUACUCUUGACCUCUCCAACAAUAAUCUAACUGGUUUCAUUCCCGAUUUCAUUGGAAACAUGAGCUCUCUGGCGGAUCUGGAUCUCUCCAACUAUAAUCUAACUGGUUUCAUUCCCGAUUUCAUUGGAAACAUGAGCUCUCUGGCGGAUCUGGAUCUCUCCAACUAUAAUCUAACUGGUUUCAUUCCCGAUUUCAUUGGAAACAUGAGCUCUCUGGCGGAUCUGGAUCUCUCCAACUAUAAUCUAACUGGUUUCAUUCCCGAUUUCAUUGGAAACAUGAGCUCUCUGGCGGAUCUGGAUCUCUCCAACUAUAAUCUAACUGGUUUCAUUCCCGAUUUCAUUGGAAACAUGAGCUCUCUGGCGGAUCUGGAUCUCUCCAACAAUAAUCUAGCUGGUUUCUUUCCCGAUUUCACUAGAAACAUGAGCUCUCUUGAGUAUCUGGGUCUCUCUGAUAACCAGAUUGAAGGAGCGAAUCCAAAUUCGUUUGCAAGGCUGUGUAAUUUGCAAUCAUUGUCGCUUCAAAGAAAUCAUCUGAGUGGACAAUUAUCCAAGUUUGUUCAAUUAUUGCCUAGAUGUGCUCAAAACUCAUUAGGGGAUCUGGACCUCUCUGAGAAUGUUCUUAAGGGGUCAUUAAACAAUCUUACAAGCUUCUCAUCUUUGAAAUUCUUGAUUCUUGGUGCCAAUCAAUUCAGCGGAAAAAUACCUGAAAGUAUUGGGCAAAUGUCGCAACUGGAGUACAUCGAUUUCAGCAUCAAUCAAUUAAGCGGAAAAAUACCUGAAAGUAUUGGGCAAAUGUCGCAACUACGGAACAUCGAUUUCAGCAUGAACUCUUUGGAAGGG
Prunus avium (sweet cherry) is the source of this 1998-nucleotide messenger RNA. NCBI's taxonomy places the organism in Eukaryota, Viridiplantae, Streptophyta, Magnoliopsida, Rosales, Rosaceae. The record is from RefSeq and is a predicted model, not a curated record.